AUGGCGCACGUUAAAAGCGGCUUCCAUGCCUUGCGCGCCUCGACAGCCUUCAUCGCCUUCGUAGUCUCCUACGCCAUCUUCACCGACGCCUUCCUAUACGCCGCCAUCGUGCCGGUGGCGCCGUUCGCGCUGGAGAAGCAGGUGGAUAAGGAGAAGGUGCAGGUCUGGGUGGCGAUUUUGUUGGCGGCUUUUGGGGUUGGAUGCUUUGUGAGCUCGGUGCCUUGGGGAUACUAUGCCGACCGCAGCACCUCCCGUCGAACACCUUUCUUACUUGGCUUGCUGGUCCUCUUGGUUACUACAGGCCUGCUCUGGUUUGCGCCAUACAUCAAGUCCAAUGGCCUCGUCGUCCAGGUCAUCGCUCGAGCACUUCAAGGCUUCGCCAGUACCAUCGUCUGGAUGACCGGGCUCGCCAUACUUGUCGACGUGGUGGGUCCCACACGCAUUGGAGAAUACAGCGGCUACAUCGGCAUUGCACUUAACCUUGGCAAUCUGACUGGCCCUCUUUCAGGAGGCGUCGUCUUCGCAGAAUCUGGUUACCAUGCUGUCUUCGGCCUCAUCACUGGUGUCGUCUUGGUGGACAUCCUGCUGCGUCUGAUCAUGAAAGAGAGGACUGUGCAAAAGACAGUCCGCGCGGCACCAUCGACCGCAUCAGUGAAGCCGCUCAGACCCCACUCUCCUGAGCUACACCCUGGCCCAGAUAUUGAAAAGACAGCAGCCAGCGAGGUGACGCUUACCAACACGAUAAGCUCUACUCCAGACAGCAUCUCCUUAGCGGACUCCACCAGCGUGUCUAAGGUAAGUCGACUUCCAGUCAUGCUCCGACUCUUAUUCUCAGCACGUUUCAUGGUGGCAGUUUGGGGCAUCAUGGUACUAGCCAUGGCGUACACUGGCUUUGAGACGGUAUUGCCGAUGGCAGUUAACAAAGUCUUCGGCUGGGAUUCGGAAGGUGGCGGCCUCAUCUUCCUGCCUCUGUCAUUACCAUCGCUGUUCGGACCUCUCGUCGGAAGGUUCACCGAUCGCUAUGGAGGACGAUGGGUCACGGCGGCUGCCUUCACCAUUAUCUGUCCAGGUCUGAUCCUCCUCAGGCUGGUCAAUGAAAACAGCAUCAACCACAAAGUUCUGAUAUGUGCCUUGCUUGUGGUUAUCGGCAGUUGCUUGACACUCAUACUGGAGCCACUCUUUGCCGAGAUCACGGGCCGGGCCACGAAGUUGGAGGCAUUGGAUGCCGGCGCUCUGGGUAGCGAAAUCGUUGGACGGGGCUACUAUGCGCAAGCGUACGCACACUUCAACUGGGCAUGGGCUUUGGGCAAUACACUGGGUCCGAUCUUAUUUGGUUUCAUGGCGGAAGCUGCAAGUUGGAAAACUGCCAUGUUGAGUAUGGGAGUAAUUUGCGGGGCCAGUGCUGUUCCAAUGGCGUUAUGGAUAGAUGGAUGGGUCUUGUAA
This is a messenger RNA of Fulvia fulva, 1443 nucleotides long. RefSeq lists its product as uncharacterized. Gene Ontology annotation, biological process: transmembrane transport. Bases 1 to 1443 code for a protein of 480 amino acids. The record is from RefSeq and is a predicted model, not a curated record. The transcript has 3 exons. Gene Ontology annotation, molecular function: transmembrane transporter activity. Lineage: Eukaryota; Fungi; Ascomycota; Dothideomycetes; Mycosphaerellales; Mycosphaerellaceae.